Messenger RNA from Erythranthe guttata (spotted monkey flower), 1802 nucleotides. It is a transcript of the gene TPPG, whose product is annotated as Haloacid dehalogenase-like hydrolase (HAD) superfamily protein. NCBI's taxonomy places the organism in Eukaryota, Viridiplantae, Streptophyta, Magnoliopsida, Lamiales, Phrymaceae. Gene Ontology annotation, molecular function: trehalose-phosphatase activity. The record is from RefSeq and is a predicted model, not a curated record. Gene Ontology annotation, biological process: trehalose biosynthetic process.
UUCCUCUCUCUCUCUCUCUCUCUCUCUCUCUCUCCUCUUUCUCUCUCUCCCUUUUUUUCAGUUUUCUGUUGCUAUAAUUAUUCCUGUUUCUAGGGUUUCUCCUAAACCUGCCGUUGUUCGUUUUGAGGCUAUUAUCAUUACCAAUUGAAUCCUUCGCCAUUGCAUUUGUUCAGAAUUCUUCAAAUAUCAUCAGGUGAAAAAGGCAGUCGAGAUGGCCUUAAUAUAUAUUUAGCGAUGAGAUCAUCUUAAAUGGACUGUUUGCAAAUUAGUAGCGAAGAAAAGACGUUGAAGAAAUUUUUGGUUUUUUCGUAAAUUACUUUUUGCUCAUUUUAAAUAAUAUUUGGUUGAUUAAAAAACAUAAAGCAAAAAAAAAAAAAUGGACGUGAAAUCGACAAAAGCUUCUUCGAUUCUGGCCGAUCCAUCACCGAUGAACAAAUCCCGUCUCGGGAUCCGUUCAAAUCUCUUGCCAUGCUCACAAUCGGGGCCGUCAUUCACUACAAGUGUCCCCACCGUAACAAGAAAGAAACCUGGAAAACUUGACGAUGUUCGAUCCAACGGCUGGUUGGACGCCAUGCAAUCAUCUUCACCUCCUCGCAAGAAAGUCAACAAGGAUUUCAACGGUGUAGAUCUCGUCUCUGAUGAAGCUGAAAUCGCCUACCAGUUUUGGAUGAUUAGGUAUCCAUCUGCGUUGAACUCGUUUCAGACAAUAACGGGGCGUGAGAUGAAUAAGAAAUUAGUGAUUUUCUUGGAUUACGACGGCACACUUUCCCCCAUUGUAGAUGAUCCCGAUCGAGCUUUUAUGUCCGAUGAUAUGCGGUCUGCUUUAAGGAAUGUCGCAAAAUACUUUCCGACCGCUAUCAUCAGUGGGAGAAGCCGCAAUAAGGUUUACGAAUUGGUGGGCCUAACGGAGCUGUACUAUGCCGGUAGUCAUGGGAUGGACAUUGUAUUCCCGGCCAAAGAUUUGGUUCCGGAAAAACAUGUUAAAUGUGUUAAGUCUACUGACAACAAGGGCAAGGAAGCAAAUUUAUUCCAGCCGGCUAGUGAAUUUAUACCCAUGAUCAACGAGGUUUUUAGAAACCUCGUCGAGAUUACGAAAGAUAUAAAAGGGGCAAAAGUGGAAGACCAUAAAUUUUGUGUCUCUGUGCACUAUCGCAAUGUCGACGAGAAUAGUUGGCCUGUAAUUGCUCAAAAUGUUCAUGAUAUUCUGAAAGGCUAUCCUCGACUUCGACUUACUCAUGGACGGAAGGUUUUGGAGGUGCGUCCGGUGAUCGACUGGGAUAAAGGAAAAGCUGUCGAAUUUCUUCUUGAAUCUCUAGGAUUUAGCAACCGUAGCGAUGUGCUCCCGAUUUAUAUCGGAGACGACAGGACCGACGAGGAUGCAUUCAAGGUGCUGAGGAAAAAGAAUCGCGGUUAUGGAAUCUUGGUAUCGACCGUACCGAAAGAAAGCAAUGCUUCGUUCUCGUUAAGGGAUACUUCUGAAGUUCAAGAUUUUCUGGAAUCAUUGGUUAAAAUGGCUCAAGAAGAUGAUGAUGAAGAUGCUUCUUAUGAUACAAAUUAAUUAUUUAGCAAUAAUAAUAUUCCUUGAAAAUAGGUCUUUUAAUUAUUAUAGUUUUUUAUUUAUUUAUUUUUAUUUUAUUUUCUUACCUUAGUAUGGCUGCUGGAAGUUUAUUCCAUUACUAGGCCUCUAGUACCACCCCACCCCUACCCUACCCCACCCCACCCCAUGUAUGGGGUGGUUGUUUGUAAGUUUUUAUUACUUUAGUAAUUUUAAUUCGAGUAUUGUAAAUCUUUGUUUUAGUUGA